AUGUCGAAAUUAACAGCCUGUAAUCUCACUGAUCAGUGCUGUGAAAUUGUGGCUUCAGCUCUACAAUCCCCAAACUCCCCCCUGAGAGAGCUGGACCUGAGUAACAAUGACCUGCAGGAUUCAGGAGUGAAGUUGCUCUGUAUGGGACUGAAGAGUCCAAACUGUCAACUCAACAUACUGAGAUUAUCUGGCUGUAUGGUGACAGAGGAAGGUUGUGCUGAUCUAACAUCAGCUCUGAGUUCAAACCCUUCACACCUGAGAGAGCUGGACCUGAGCUACAAUCACCCAGGAGAUUCAGGAGUGAAGCUGCUCUCUGAUACACUCAAACAUCUGGACAAACUCAAUGUGGAUCACGGAGGAGAGAUCAGGAUGUCAGCAGGACCACACAAAUACGCCGUUGAUCUCACACUGGAUCCAAACACAGCACACCCUCGUCUCGUUCUGUCUGAGGAGAACAGAAAGGUGACGUGUGUGUUUGAGAGACAGUCGUAUCCUGAUCAUCCAGACAGAUUUGAUUAUUGGGAACAGGUUCUGUGUAGAGAGAGUCUGACUGGACGCUGUUACUGGGAGGCUGAAUGGAGUGGAUCUGCUGAUAUAUCAGUGUCAUAUAAAGGAAUCGAGAGGAAAGGAAGAUUGAGUCGUGACUGUGUGUUUGGACGUUAUGAGAAGUCCUGGAGUCUGAUCUGCUCUGAUCACAGUCUCUCUGUCCGUCACAAUGAUAAGCACACUGCUGUUUCUGCUGAUCCAGGAUCCUGUAAGAGAGUAGGAGUGUUUGUGGACGAGUCGGCCGGCGCUCUGUCCUUCUACAGCGUCUCUGACACACACACACUCACACACUUACACACAUUCACACACACAUUCACUGAACCACUUUAUGCGGGAUUUAGACUUAAUAAUGUUAACUCUUCAGUGUCUCUGUGUCACAUUAAACACACACACACACACACACACACUGACUGACUCACACAUACACACACUUACACACACACACAACUAACU
Pimephales promelas (fathead minnow) is the source of this 999-nucleotide messenger RNA. Lineage: Eukaryota; Metazoa; Chordata; Actinopteri; Cypriniformes; Leuciscidae. The record is from RefSeq and is a predicted model, not a curated record.